Messenger RNA from Elaeis guineensis (African oil palm), 2141 nucleotides. The record is from RefSeq and is a predicted model, not a curated record. NCBI's taxonomy places the organism in Eukaryota, Viridiplantae, Streptophyta, Magnoliopsida, Arecales, Arecaceae.
AAGUUUACAACUUAAGCCCAUGCUUUUGAGACGAUUUUACCCCCACGCAUUCUUCUGACCAAUGGAGGCAAAACCAAUCGCUAACGCUUAAUUUUUUUUUGGUAAUUUGUUAUUGAGAGAAUUAGAGCAAAAUUAAAGAGUAGAGAGAUUCAAGAGAGAAUACCCCCACCCCAGCUUGUCCUCACCUCUUCUCUUCAUCAAAAUGCCCUCCCCUCAAGUCAGUCCUCUUUUUCUUUCCUCCCUUUAUGCUUGGACUCUACAAUCAUAGCAUCGUCCUCUUUCUCUCUCUUACUUUAUACUUGGAGAAGAGAUCUGGGACCUCCGGGUCAUGGGCUGCUCCCACAGCAUUAUUGGUGGCAGCAGCUGCAUUGAGUCCGAAGAUGUAAAUAACGGCCGAAAGGACGGCCGCAAGCGGAGAGGGGACAAAGCGGCGGCAUCCGCCGUUGCCGGGGACUCGCCACCGCCGUCCCCUGAGGUGGUAGAUGUCAAGGCAUCCUGCAGAAAGAUAGCGUGGAGUCUCGGCCUGAUGCUCUCCAGAGCGAGUACGAUAACGCGGCGGCGAAAGAGAGGAGGGAUGGGAAAUGAGUGCUGUGUUUCGGAGAACAACAAGUCAUGGCUGCUAGCGGAUGCGCGAGCAGAAACGGAGGCCGAGGCCGAUGCCCAGUCGAUGCAUUCCUCGUUCCGGUUCAGCUUUGGCUCGCAGGGGGAGGCCUCCUCGGUGGCGACGGCCACCACGGUGUUGAUGUUGGUGAACUUGGAAGAUGAGGGGGAGGAAUUAGGGAGGGACGAGGGCAUGGGGGAGUGGCGGAGGCUGGAGUCGUUGGAGAGGAGCAUCUCACCGGUCGCUGGAGCGCUGGUGAGGUACAGCUACGCCGAGAUACAGUCGGCCACCCAGGCCUUCUCCAGAGGGAGGGAGCUGGGGAGAGGGCCGCUGAGCCGGGUGUACAAGGGGAGGAUUGGGGUGGGGAGGAGGGCGGUGGCGAUAAAGAGGGUGGAGGGGCAGGACCGGGAGAGCGCCAAGGCCUUCUGCCGUGAGCUGAUGAUAGCCAGCUCCCUUCGCAACGGCAAUAUCGUCCCUCUGGUCGGCUUCUGUGUUGACAAGGAGGGCCUAUUUCUUGUGUACAAGUUUGUCUCCGGUGGAAGCCUCGACCACCAUCUCCACUGCCAUGAGAAGAGGAUGAGGGGGAAGGUAUUGCCAUGGGAGGUGAGGUACAAGGUGGCGUUGGGGGUGGCGCAGGCUGUGGAGUACCUGCAUCAUGGCACGGACAAGUGCGUUAUUCAUAGGGACAUCAAGCCGUCCAACGUCCUCCUCUCGUCCCACAAAACUCCGAAGCUGUGUGACUUCGGAUUGGCUACAUGGAUUCACGGAGCCUCUCUACCCUUCCUCUGCAAGUCUGUCAAAGGAACUUUUGGCUAUUUGGCUCCAGAGUAUUUUCAGCAUGGGAAGCUGUCAGAUAAAACUGAUGUUUAUGCAUUUGGGGUGUUAUUGCUGGAACUAAUUACCGGGCAGAAAGCAAUUGAUCGAAAUAGGCGUCAGGGAGAUGAGAAUUUAGUUUUGUGGGCAAAGCCACUCCUCCAGCAAGGUGAAGUUGCUGUGGAAAAGCUGGUUGAUCCAAGGUUAAAACCCAGUUCAUAUCGUCGGAAUGAGGUGAGCCGGAUGGUUCAUGCAGCCACUGCUUGUGUUAACAGUGAUGAAUCAGGAAGGCCAAGCAUUGAUCAGGUGAUUGAAAUGUUGCAAGGAGAAGGCACUUGCAGUGGCUGGUCUGUUUUCAUCGGUAGUGGUUGCCUUGCUGGAUAUGGUUCUCAGACAAAUGAUCCAUUGCAAAAGAGUGAUAUGAGUGGCCAUCUAGCUCUGGCCAUGCUUGGGGUUUCUGACACCGAGGAAGAUGACUUGUAUGAUAGAUGAAUCAUUUCGGCCACCUCAACUUUCUGCACUUUUCAUUUGCCUUAGUUAUCCUUCCUUCCUUAUUUCUUUUCUUUUCUUUUCUUUUAUUUUCCUUUGUGUUGAAACUUCAAAUUAUCUUGUUCACUGGUUGUCUACUUUUUAUUUCGCUAAAUCAAGUUGUAAAUAUGUUGAUAAAGGAAACAAAAUGUUUUGUCUUUACGACUUGUGAAAAUUAUGAGAAAGUAUUGUUACCUAA